GUGAGUGAGUGUGUGUGAGAGUGUGUGUGCGCGCGCGCGGGUCCCAAACUGGAAACCACUACCGAAAAGCACACACGCUCACGAUUCAGGCGGACGGGUUGUCGGCACUACUUUCCAGAGAGCGGUGAAAAGCCGCCGCGGAGACCCCGAAACUUGCGUGAUUGUUUUUUUUCCUUCUUCUUCUUCUGUGGUGUUAGCAGCGCUGUUGCGCCGCGCGGACUGCUCGGCUACUUGAGUGGAUCCAUUGGUUGGAGCGGGACUGCGCAUUGGCUGUGCUGCUCUGCCGUGUAUCCACCGCUCAUCCAGAGGGAAGAGAAACCAUGAAGAACUGAACGUUUUCUUCUUCUCGAGUUAAAUCCAACUGUCAUCUUGUCUCGCGCCGCUUCUUCUCUUUCGCGUUCAUUUUCUCGUGCUGUGUGGGAUGCGUCGGCCGCUUUAGGAUCCCGCUGACAAACAGUUUUUACAAGAAGUUUACAACAAGCCUCGGACACGAGAAGACGCAAUGUCGACGCCGAGGUUCAAAAAGGAUAAAGAAAUCAUCGCGGAGUACGAGAGUCAAGUCAAAGAGAUUCGGGCCCAGCUGGUGGAGCAGCAGAAAUGCCUGGACCAGCAGACAGAGAUGAGGGUCCAGCUGCUGCAGGAUCUCCAGGACUUCUUCAGGAAGAAGGCCGAGAUUGAAAUGGAAUACUCCAGAAACCUGGAGAAACUGGCUGAACGCUUCAUGGCAAAGACUCGCAGCACCAAGGAUCACCAGCAGUACAAGAAAGACCAGAACCUGCUGUCCCCAGUCAACUGUUGGUACCUGCUGCUGAACCAGGUGAGGAGGGAGAGCAAGGACCACGCCACACUGAGCGACAUCUACCUCAACAACGUCAUCAUGAGGUUCAUGCAGAUCAGUGAGGACUCCACACGGCUACUCAAGAAGAGCAAGGAAAUAGCCUUUCAGCUCCAGGAAGACUUAAUGAAGGUCCUAAAUGAGCUAUACACAGUGAUGAAGACCUACCACAUGUACCACUCAGAGAGCAUCAGCGCUGAGAGCAAGCUGAAGGAGGCUGAGAAGCAGGAGGAGAAGCAGAUUGGCAGGGGAGAUCCAGUCUUCAGUAUCCGAAUGGAGGACAAAUACCAGAGGCGCAGCUCUGUGAAGAAGAUUGAGAAGAUGAAAGAGAAGCGUCAAGCCAAGUACUCCGAGAACAAGCUGAAGUCGAUCAAAGCGCGGAACGAGUACCUGCUGACACUGGAAGCGUCAAACUCCUCCGUUUUCAAAUACUACAUCCAUGACUUGUCGGACUUAAUUGAUUGCUGUGAUUUGGGGUAUCACGCCAGUCUGAACCGGGCCCUGCGGACCUACCUGUCAGCAGAAUACAACCUAGAGACGUCACGCCACGAGGGUCUGGACAUCAUAGAGAAUGCCGUGGACAGUCUGGACCCACGGAGUGACAGACAGAGGUUCAUGGAGAUGUAUCCGACAGCCUUCUGCCCACCAGCAAAAUUUGAGUUCCAGCCUCAUAUGGGAGACGAGGUGUGUCAGAUCUCAGUGCAGCCCCCGGUCAACGGAGAGCUCAUCCUGAGGUUCCAGCAGCUUCAAUCUCGGCUGGCUACUCUGAAGAUCGAGAACGAAGAGAUCAAAAAGACAUCAGAGGCCACCCUGACCACCAUCCAGGACAUGGUGACCAUCGAAGACUACGACGUGUCCGAGUGUUUCCACCACAGCCGAUCCACCGAGUCGGUCAAGUCCACUGUGUCGGAGACAUACCUCAGCAAACCCAGCAUUGCCAAGAGGAGGGCCAACCAGCAGGAGACAGAGCAGUUCUACUUCAUGAAAUUCCGGGAGUUUCUGGAGGGCAGUAAUCUCAUCUCCAAACUGCAGGCCAAACACGACUUGCUGAAGAGGACACUUGGUGAAGGCCACAGAGCUGACUACAUGACCACAAGACAUCCCAAUGGGCCACUCAAAACCCACACCGGCACCCGGCGAACUAGACCCCGCUCUGUUUUUAAUGUUAGGUUAUUUAAUGGCAAUUUGGAGUCAUUUAUCAAGGACUCUGGACAAGCUAUCCCCCGUGUGGUUGAGAGCUGCAUUCGCUACAUCAAUUUGUAUGGCCUCCAACAUCAAGGAAUAUUUCGUGUAUCUGGAUCCCAGCUGGAAGUCAAUGACAUCAAAAACUCAUUUGAGAGAGGAAACGACCCUCUGACCGAUGAUGAGAAUAAUCAUGACAUCAACUCGGUGGCUGGCGUCCUCAAACUUUACUUCCGUGGUCUGGAGAAUCCUCUUUUCCCCAAAGAGAGGUUCAAUGAGCUGCUGGCCUGCAUCAGAAUAGAGAACCUGUAUGAGAGAGCACUGUACAUCCGUAAGAUCCUCCUGACCAUUCCCAGAUCAGUCCUCAUCGUCAUGCGCUACCUCUUCGCCUUCCUCAACCACCUGUCCCAGUACAGCGAUGAGAACAUGAUGGACCCCUACAACCUGGCUAUAUGCUUCGGCCCCACACUCAUGCCCACACCGGACAGCCAGGACCAGGUCUCCUGCCAGGCUCACGUCAACGAGAUCAUCAAGACCAUCAUCAUCCACCACGAGACCAUCUUUCCCGAUGCCAAAGAACUGGAUGGGCCCAUCUAUGAGAAGUGUAUGGCUGGAGGAGACUAUUGUGAGAGCCCCUACAGUGAGCAUGGAGCACUGGAGGAAGUAGAGAACGAGGGAGGGACAGAGACACACACCAGCGAGGAUGAGGGCGAACCCAUUGAAGCCAUUGCCAAGUUUGACUACGUUGGGCGCUCUUCCCGAGAGUUGUCCUUCAAGAAGGGCGCCUCCCUGCUGCUGUAUCAGCGGGCGUCAGAGGACUGGUGGGAGGGACGGCACAACGGCAUCGAUGGCCUGGUGCCCCACCAGUAUAUUGUGGUCCAAGACAUAGAUGACAACUUCUCAGACACUCUGAGUCAGAAGGCUGACAGUGAGGCCAGCAGUGGCCAUGCUGGAGAGGAUAAAUGCUCAGGAAAAGACAUCGGCUCACCCACUGACACCAGGAUCUCUGAGGCCUACGUUACCAGCAGGCACAAGAAAAGAUCCGAACCACCAUCUCGGCGACCCCCUGCUCGCCCCAGUGAUGUUCACUGCAUGGUGCACCCCUCCCAGCACGGUCAUGGAGGACAUGGAGGUACACCAGAGAUGGGCUCCCCAGUUCUAGGCCACUUCAGCCCCCGGGACAUGCUGCGGAGUCGCAACCACAUGCCCAUGGACAGCCCUGAACGUCGGCGCCGCACCGGCCACGGCAGCCUGACCAACAUCAGCCGCCACGAGUCGCUGAAGAAAAUGGAAAGCCCCCCUAUCCGCCGCUCAACCUCUUCGGGCCAGUACACGGGCUUUACUGACGCACACCACCACCACGGCGGCAAACCAUUGGAUCCGGAGACCAUCGCACAGGACAUAGAAGAAACUAUGAACACUGCUCUGAAUGAGCUGCGCGAGCUGGAGCGGCAGAGCUCAGCCAAGCACGCCCCUGACGUGGUGCUGGACACCCUGGAGCAGCGGCAGACCUCCGGCAGCGGCGGUGGCGGAGGUCCCACGCCGGCCAGCUCCAGCGAGUCCCUCAGCCCCAUCCACGGCGUCAUGCUGAGGUCCACCGCCAACGCUGAGCCACCUAUCCGCCGCAGCACCAGCUCCUCCAGCGAUACCAUGAGCACCUUCAAGCCUGUGGUAGCGCCCCGCAUGGGGGUGCAGCUCAAACCCCCUGCCUUGAGGCCCAAGCCCAUGGUCCUGCCCAAGUCCAGCCAGGCCUCACAGCCUCCAGCUACUCAGGACCCUCUGGACAAGUCCUGCACCAUGUGAGCUCUGGGACAGGAACCAGAGGUGUAAAACAAACACUCUCAAUCUACUUCCAGGGGGCUGCAAAAUGCUACCAGUGUCCUGACUUCAAAGACAACAACAAAUAAUAUCCCUGAGUGUGUAAAAUACGUGGACCUGGACAGGAAAAGAUGCGUCCUUGUGGUGAAAACAAAGGACUCUGACAGGGAGACUGAGUGAGGAGUUACUAUGUAGGUCUGUCAGUCGGACAAAUGUUUAGUCUCAAUAACAUGUGCAUAGGUAUGUGUUAAUAUGUUUAGGUUAAUAUUAUCUAACAAAUGUCUUUUUGUUUUUCAAAGAAUAAAUUCAAACAACAAAUCACAAAGGCUUCCUACAAGAUUUUAGAACAUGUAUAUUAGUUAGUUUAGUUUACAGACAUUCAUGAACUAUGUAGCUUUGAACAAAACAUGCUGCAUGUACAGAAGCUCCUCUGUUUACCACUGAACCUGAACCUGGAGCUCGAUGAGAACUGUAGUGACCAGAGUGGCAUUCUCACACGUAGAACAAGACCAUGUAACUUUUUUGCUCUUACCUGGGAGGACCCUUAAAGGUGUCGUGAGCUGAGCUGGUUCAAAGGCCUUACUGACGUUCAUAUGUUAAAUAUUAUAAAGGUGCUGUGACUACAUGAAGAGAAAUGGUUUGAAGGUUGGACUGAUCACGGGCCUGAAGAGCCCUUAACAACUAACGGUACUUUGUUAAUAGAUAAUAGUACUAAUAGCAGUAUGCUUCUUUCACUAGCGUGUAAACUCUGCGCCUUUGUUUGGCAAGACAUACCAUCUGUUGUGUGUCAGAAAUGUACAAAGAUCACCUCUGUGCUGGAUUCACUCAAAUUUAUUUGAACAUAUUUCCGUAUUGCCUGGAAUGACAUAUGACUAUUGGAUAAAACCACUACUUCAUUAUGAACUUUGAACAUUUUCAUGCAUUCUUGAAUACCUGCAUCAAACGCUCAUGAUGCGGGAAUAAGAUUUGCCCAGUAACAUAUGCCUUUGCAUCUGUAUAAUCUAUGGGGAGCAGUGUGAAAAAUUCUGUGGAUAAAUCAUCUCCUAGCUACAGUAUAUAUAACACAUAUGCUAUUAUAUGAUGUGGAACACAUGCCAUAGCUCCUUUUUUUGCCUUGCUUGGCUCUAUCUACCCAAAGACAUGACUGUGCAAAUUAAAGCAUGGAUGUUGACCCUCCAUAUAUGAUGUAGGUAUUCUUCAUACUGACUGCUGUGUAUAGACUCAUGACAGCGCCCUGUGGGAGUGCUGCCGGUAGCCAUGGACCUAAUGACUGUUAGUGUAAAAGCCUCCUAAUAUGUUCACCCUGCUUCCUCUGUUUCUCUUUGUCAGCGUCUCUGAAAACAGCAGCUUGAUUUGUUUUCUGUUUUAUGUUCAGGUGAUAAUGUCAGUAAUAUAUUUUUUUUUGCAUUGUUCUGACACUGAGGCUUUCUCUGUGACCUGUGCAUUUUUGGAUGAUGACACCUCUAGGCACCUGAUGCGUGGCAGAAAACGGCACACAUGGAACACGAGGGAGUCUCACACAGUCGCUGAUGAACAGCCCGUGUCAGUCAGCUCAUAUGCGUCCAAGUCGAGUCAUACUUAUGCAAUAGCCCCAUCAAACUACGUGCCAGAGUCCCAGCUGUGUGACUGCACCCCUGUAUGUCUCUUUCAGAAUAACCGCUGUACUGUAGAAAUAAGAGAAGUGGGUGCAUGCCCUGGGAAUAUUUGGCUAGCAUAAUAACACAAAGAAAAGACUUGGUUUGCUAUGAAUAAGCAAUGCUCUCUAACAGCAGGUUUACAUUAUCUUUGACUUGACAGAUAUUGUGUGUAUAAUCAAAAUUUUCUGACUUACUAACUUUCAUGAUUUUUGUAAUCAUUUUUGUUAUGUUUCUGGGUAGAAAUGACUUAGAACAAACUGUGUAGACUAAAUAUCCAGAGAUACAAGUGUCCCACCUACAGUGUGAAGCCAGUUGUAAAAAGUGUGCUUUUGUCACUAUGCUAACAUCAUCAGUAGGACUCAGUUAUGCUGUCUGUAGGCUUUAAGCUACUCUGUGGUGUUAUGUACAUCUGCAGUAUGUACUUGUGAAAGUGCCUUUGAAAAUGUUUUAGAUGAACUUCAGACAUUCUGUACUUUUGCAUUUUCAUGUCAGAUAUUUUUGAGAAAAUGCAGUGCAGGAAGAAAACACAUGAAUACGUAAUGAUGCCAUUUUCCAAACAGUUAUAUGACAGAAUAAAUAAUAAAUAAAUAGCUUACCCAUUGUGACAUUGCACUUUUCUGUAUAUGAUUGUAUAUAUGGCAUGUAACAUCAUAACGUUUAGAGUUCUUUGAGGGUUUAUACCUCCAAGGAUUUCUUUCUAAUAAAGGAAAUAGUUU
This is a messenger RNA of Chelmon rostratus (copperband butterflyfish), 6188 nucleotides long. It is a transcript of the gene srgap1a, whose product is annotated as SLIT-ROBO Rho GTPase activating protein 1a. Gene Ontology annotation, biological process: negative regulation of cell migration; signal transduction. Bases 503 to 3820 code for a protein of 1105 amino acids. Gene Ontology annotation, cellular component: cytoplasm. The transcript has 22 exons. Lineage: Eukaryota; Metazoa; Chordata; Actinopteri; Chaetodontiformes; Chaetodontidae. Gene Ontology annotation, molecular function: protein binding. The record is from RefSeq and is a predicted model, not a curated record.